Messenger RNA from Thermothielavioides terrestris NRRL 8126, 1485 nucleotides. RefSeq lists its product as uncharacterized. The record is from RefSeq and is a predicted model, not a curated record. The transcript has 2 exons. Gene Ontology annotation, cellular component: cytosol. Gene Ontology annotation, biological process: positive regulation of TORC1 signaling; positive regulation of GTPase activity. Gene Ontology annotation, molecular function: GTPase activator activity. Lineage: Eukaryota; Fungi; Ascomycota; Sordariomycetes; Sordariales; Chaetomiaceae. The coding region runs from base 1 to 1485 and encodes 494 amino acids.
AUGACCCCCCCGGACCCCCCGCUCUGUCUCGCCCAUUACUGUGACCUUCACGGGCCUACGCCCUUGAUGGUCACCGAGGGCCUGCCCGUUCCCUGCCCAUGUUGCGACGAAGACUCGCGAGAUCCUGGCUUCGACAACCCCCGUUCUCGUGCUCCCGCAUCCGGCGAGUCGGCCUACACAGCCAAUAUCACAGAAGCCCUCCGGCGCCUCAGCUUCACUGCACCCCAACGGAGUUCGUCAGUUCCCGCAACCGAACAAGAAGUCCAAGCACACCGCGCAUCCCUCCGCCGCGCUGCCCAGGCCGCCCCAGCUGCGGCCUCCGGGUCCGCUAUCGAGACGCCUCCGCAGAGUCCGCGCCUGCCCCACGGCCCCGGUGCGGCGCAGCUGAAACCGCGCCAGGACUCGGGCUUCCGUAGGACCUACGAUGACUACGUGACUAGGCGCGCUGGCCCGUGCGAGAACUGCGCCUUGACUCUGCCGAAGCGACAGGAGGGCAGCAGUGAUGCCGGCAUCGAUUCGCGGCUUGACCGCGGCCCUACUCUGAGAACCCGAGCGCCAUGUGCGCGUGUCUUUACUGGGGUUGACACCAACACCUCGCCACCAAGAUCGCAAUCUUCCUCGUCUUCUCCCUCUGAGGAUGAAGCCAGCAGUCGGCCACGCCUACCUCACCGUCGUACCGGGACGGCGCUCUCAGUAACAUCGCGCUCUACUUGCAGCUCUGGGAGCGUCAACCCUAUCGCGCACACCCACUACCUCGACUACACAUCGACUCACGAGCCUCUUGCCCCCUCGUCCUUCUCUCUCGUUCGCGCCUCGUGUCUGCGCACAUUGUCGUUGGAAACCCUCCCACGCGCGCCAGCGACGACCGCGCCGUCGGCUGGAGCCGCCAUGCCGACCCCGAGCGGUUCGCCCAACAGCCCGGCCUACGUCACAACACACAGCGUCGGCGCUGCCGCCUCCGGCGGCUCCAUAUUCUUCGGAGACAAGAAGGUCGGCUACACCACCGCCUACAUCUUCCGUGUUCCCGACGUGCAUGCGCGCGGCCACAAGCGCGUCUACGCCUUCCUAGCCCUCAGCACCCAUCCGGAGCCCGUCGCCGUGAAGCCUUUCACCUUCCUGUCCUCCGCCUUCCGCGACAUGGCUGCUUGGAUCCAAGGGCUGGCAGAGGCCGAAGCCGAGCGCGCCCAGGCCGAGUCAUGUGGGACGACGGCAAGCAGCCCAGUCCUGCCCGACCCGGGCUACGGAAGCUUCCAGUCCGAACCAGCUGCCCCGCCCGUGUCUGGAGCCAGCAACAGCAGCUUCCUGAUGGGCGGCGUCAGCGGCGGCGGCCUGUCGCGCCGGAUGGGCGGCGGCUUUGGAGGGUCUGGCAUCGCACUGAAGCAGCGCGGCCUAGCUGAGCUGGUUGGCCAGCCGGAUUUCUUCAUCGAGCUGCACGCUAAGUUCGUCAGGCUACUGCUGGAGAUCGGGGUCAUGAUGGGGUCGUGA